Gorilla gorilla gorilla (western lowland gorilla) is the source of this 3714-nucleotide messenger RNA. RefSeq names its product F-box protein 17 (gene FBXO17). Gene Ontology annotation, biological process: glycoprotein catabolic process; ERAD pathway; SCF-dependent proteasomal ubiquitin-dependent protein catabolic process. The record is from RefSeq and is a predicted model, not a curated record. Gene Ontology annotation, cellular component: SCF ubiquitin ligase complex; cytoplasm. Gene Ontology annotation, molecular function: ubiquitin protein ligase activity; protein binding. Lineage: Eukaryota; Metazoa; Chordata; Mammalia; Primates; Hominidae. Bases 68 to 1105 code for a protein of 345 amino acids. The transcript is spliced from 5 exons.
CAGAAGGAAACGGAAUUUGGGUAGGGGUGGGGAGCUAGGACCAGUCCCCCCCGGGGGCGUCUUGGGGAUGUGGAACUCGCACACCCAGAGGAGGUGGCUCUACCAGGGGUGGGCCCCGGAUCCUAGGGGCGCGGGGCUGGCCCAGCUCCCCGCCGGCCUCGCGGCAGCUGGGCCUCCCCCUCGCUGCACGCAGCCCUCCCAGCUCCCCCGCCCGCCCUCGCUCCCGCUGGGCCCCGCAGCCGGAGGAGGGGCGGCCUGCCGCCCCCGCCCGCUGGAUCUCAGAGUCGCCGCCCCCGGCGCCGGGCUGCAGCCGCCACGCCCCGGGAGAGGACCGACCGCCCAGACCGCCGGUCCCGGGGCUCCCUGGGCCACGCCGAUCACGGGGAGCCCCCCGACUGCCUCCCAGAGCAAAGUGGGAAAGGGAAGCUUAGCCCGCCGCUGCCGCCUCCGAGCAGCCCGCCAGGUGAGCGCCGGGACAGGACUCUGGCUGCUGGAGAUGGGCGCCCGGCUAUCGCGGCGACGGCUGCCGGCGGACCCGUCCCUGGCCCUGGACGCGCUGCCCCCGGAGCUGCUGGUGCAGGUGCUGAGCCACGUGCCGCCACGCUCCUUGGUCACGCGAUGCCGCCCAGUGUGCCGCGCCUGGCGCGACAUAGUGGACGGGCCCACUGUGUGGCUGCUGCAGCUGGCCCGCGACCGCAGCGCCGAGGGCCGCGCACUCUACGCAGUGGCUCAACGCUGCCUGCCCAGCAACGAAGACAAGGAGGAGUUCCCGCUGUGCGCUCUGGCGCGCUACUGUCUGCGCGCGCCCUUCGGCCGCAAUCUCAUCUUCAACUCCUGCGGAGAGCAGGGCUUCAGAGGCUGGGAGGUGGAGCAUGGCGGGAACGGCUGGGCCAUAGAAAAGAACCUAACACCGGUGCCUGGGGCUCCUUCGCAGACCUGCUUCGUGACCUCUUUCGAAUGGUGCUCCAAGAGGCAGCUUGUGGACCUGGUGAUGGAAGGGGUGUGGCAGGAGCUGCUGGACAGUGCCCAGAUUGAGAUCUGUGUGGCUGACUGGUUCUGCCCCAAAGCAUUCCAGCUCCUCCUUCAGGCUGUGGCUCUUCCAUAGAAAAUCUGAUCUCUUCCCUGGGGCUCUGGCUCUUCCCUGAAGUCAUCAGGCACCUGCCCUGCAUUGUGGUUCUUCCCCAGAGCAUCCUUUCCCAUCCCCCAACUACCUACCCAAAAGCCUCCCGAAUCAACCCGAGGACCACCCAGGCUCCUCCCCCAGGACCACCCAGGCUCCUCCCCUGCUCUGGCUCCACCUAGGACCACCCAGACUCCUCCCCCAGGCUCUGGCUCCACCCCAGGACCACCCAGGCCCCUCCCCCAGGCUCUGGCUCCACCCCAGGACCACCCAGGCCCCUCCCCCAGGACCACCCAGGCCCCUCCUCCAGGCUCUGGCUCCACCCCAGGACCACCCAGGCUCCUCCCCCAGGACCACCCAGGCCCCUCCCCCAGGCUCUGGCUCCACCCCAGGACCACCCAGACUCCUCCCCCAGGACCACCCAGGCCCCUCCUCCAGGCUCUGGCUCCACCCCAGGACCACCCAGGCUCCUCCCCCAGGACUACCCAGACUCCUCCCCCAGGACCACCCAGGCUCCUCCCCCAGGCUCUGGCUCCACCCCAAGACCACCCAGGCUCCUCCCCUGCUCUGGUUCCACCCCAGAACCACCAAGGCUCCUCCCCUAGAGGUUCCCAGGCCAGGACGUCUCCAAAUGUGGUCCAGAUGUGCAGGACCCUCAUCAAGAUGGAGCCAGCCCUCAGCCUCCCACCCCGAAACCCAGAGAGCUGGCUGGGUGACCGGGGCAUAGAGGCUGACUGCUGCCUGGCAGGUGGGGCGCUCGAGAGAACUGCGGCUGCGUCUACCAGCUCCGGGUCCGCCUUCUGGAUGUGUAUGAAAAGGAAGUGGUCAAGUUCUCAGCCUCACCUGACCCGGUCCUUCAGUGGACUGAGAGGGGCUGCCGACAGGUGGGUCCAGACUACCUUCCAGCUCCCCCCAACCCGCUAAAGGCACACACGCCCAGCCUCUCGUCUGCUCGGUUUCCCUUCUGUUACUCCUGGAUAUCUAUAAUCAUAACAGCUAAGAAGUAUUGAGCCCUUCUUACAUCCCAAGCCCUGUGUCAAGACGCUUACAUAUCAAUUCAUUUCAUUAGCAAAACCCCUUAAUGUUCAACAAACACUGAUUGAGCACCUACUGUGUGCUGGGCACCACUCUAUGUGCUGGAAAUGCAGCAGUGAAGCAAAAUCCUAUCUCCAUUCUAGAGUUGAGGAAACAGAGGCACAGGGAGGUUAUGUGACUGGUCCAGUGCAGAGCUGGACUCAAGCCCAAUCUGGCACCAAGACUAUGCUGUCUUGAUCCUCACACCUCAGUUACCAGAGUAAAUGUUUCGGCUGGGCACGGUGGCUCAUACCUGUAAUCCCACCACUUUAGGAGGCCAAGAUGGGAGGACAGCUUGAGGGCAGGAGUUUGAGGCCAGCCUGGGCAAUAUAGCGAGACCUCCAUCUCUACAAAGAAAUUAAAAAUUAGACGGGCAUGGUGACUUGCACCUGCAGUCUCAGCUACUCAGGAGGCUGAGGUGGGAGGAUGGUUGGAGCCCAGUUGGUCCCACUGCACUCCAGCCAGGGCAACAGACUGAGACCCUAACUAAAAAUAAUAAUAAUAAUAAUAAUAAUGAGUCAGAUCAGAAGUCUCACUGCUUGUAAUGCUCCUGUGGCUACAUCUCACAGUAAAAGCCAAAGUUAUGCAGCCACGGAAAAGAAAUGAAGCAUCAAUUCACACUGCAACGUGGAUAAACUUUGAAAACAUGAUGCUGAAAGAGGCCAGACAUGAAAUGACAAAUACUGUAUGAUUCCACAUAUAUGAAAUGUACACUAAGAAGAUUGGCGACUGCCAGGGGCUGGGGGAGGGAGGUCUUGGAAAUGACAGCUCAUGGAUGCAGAGUUUUUCCUGGGGUGAUGGGAAUUAGGUAGUGGUGAUGGCUGCAUAAUAUCGUGAAUCAACUAAAAACCACUGAAUUGUACACUUUAAAAAAUGAAUUUUGGGCCGGGUGUGGUGGCUCAUGCCUGUAAUCUCAGCACUUUGGGAGGUCAAGGCGGACAGAUCACUUGAGGCCAGGAGUUCAAGACCAGCCUGCCAACACAGUGAAACCCCGUCUCUACUAAAAAUACACAAAUUAGCCAGGCACGGUGAUGGGCGUCUGUAAUCCCAGCUUCUGGGGAGACUGAGGUGAGAGAAUUUUUUGAACCGGGGGAGGUGGAGGUUGCAGUGAGCUGAGAUCAUGCCACUGCACUCCAGCCUGGGCGAUGGAGCGAGUCUUGUCCUCAAAAUAAAUAAAUAAAAUAAAAUGGUAAAUUUUGGCUGGGCGCAGUGGCUCACACCUGUAAUCCCAGCACUUUGGAAGCCCAUGGCAGGUGGAUCACCUGAGGUCAGGAGUUCAAGACCAGCCUGACCAACAUGGCGAAACCCCCGUCUCUACUAAAAAUACAAAAAUCAGCCGGGCGUGGUGGUGCACGCCUGUAAUCCCAGCUACUCGGGAGGCUGAGACAGGAGAAUCGCUUGAACCUGCGAGGUGGAGGUUGCAUUGAGCCGAAAUCAUGCCACUGUACUCCAGCCUGGGCGACAGAGUGAGACUCCAUCUCAAAAAUAAAUAAAUAAAUAAAAAGUUUGUUUUACGAAAA